Molecule: messenger RNA, 576 nt
Organism: Saccharomyces mikatae IFO 1815
Lineage: Eukaryota; Fungi; Ascomycota; Saccharomycetes; Saccharomycetales; Saccharomycetaceae
Exons: 1
Coding region: 1-576 (191 amino acids)
Source: RefSeq, a predicted model, not a curated record
AUGGCUCAUUAUACACCACUAAUGGUGAUGAUAUUGGUCACCGCGACUUUAGUUUUGUUAAUUGUGUUUUUUCAAGAUAACGAUGUUAUUCUUGCGUAUUCUGUUGUAUCGCUUUUUCUUUCCAUUAUCGUUUUAUUAGUGCUUCUAAGCAGUGGCGGUGAUGCGACCUCCAGUAAGGAUUUCAAAGUCAAGCUCUUGCUAGAGGUCAUUACAUGUAAACCAGCGGUAAAAGGGAAGGAAUGGAGGAUAAUCACACAUAUUAUGAUUCACUAUUUACUUGAUAAUAGCUUGUUGAAUACACCAUACUACUUUUAUUGCGAGAAAAAGUGCUCUAAAUUUUUCGAAAGCCUGGUUGAACAGAAUAGAUCCAGUAAAUAUUCAAGUUCAUCAACAAGUGCAGCAGAAAAUACACAGUCACUUGCAUCAGAAAACGAGGUUUCGAAUGGGGUGGCAACAUCACAUAUUUUUACUUCUGACCCAGAUUUGGAGGCUUACUUUAUUAACGCUGCAGAACUUUUCAAAGAAGCUCAAUUUGAGUAUUGGAGAAAGCAAUAUCCUGACGCUGAUUUACCGUAG